Lactuca saligna is the source of this 1281-nucleotide messenger RNA. NCBI's taxonomy places the organism in Eukaryota, Viridiplantae, Streptophyta, Magnoliopsida, Asterales, Asteraceae. The record is from the annotation of a GenBank genome assembly.
AUGAGGGAAUGGAUUGCAAACCCAUACACUGUUCCUUCGCUCACCGCUGAUAUUGAUGAAGGAGUAGCUGAUGGUAACCAUGAAGAUCCUGCUGGUCAAGAGGAUGAACCAUAUGAUGGUGGUCAUUUCUCUCCUCAACUUUCUCAUCAUAUCGUCUCUGUUACUGAGAAAGUUCCCUCAACUCAAAAGGAUUCACUGAUUCAAGGGGAGCAACAAUUUCAGGGGGAGCAACAAUCUCAGGGGGGAGCAUCCCUCAUAGGGGGAGAAUCCACCCCAAGGAGACUACUCUUCUCCGGGGAUGCCACCACACUCACACGUAGCUCCAGCCCUCAAUCUGAUGAUGCUAAAAAAGGGGGAGAUACUAAUAUUGAUGAUGAUGAUGAUGAUGAUGAUGAUGAUAAUGUUGAUGAUAAUGCUGAUCAUGAUAAUGAUGAUGAAAAUCCAAAAGAGAAAGACACUGAACAUGUUGACAACUCCUUAGUUCAGACUGAGCCACCAAAGCAGAUGCCCGAGUCUGACUUUGUGAAGCCUAAUAGUCCAGCAGAUACUGAAAAGCGUGUUGAAGACAGUGAGCAUAAUGAUGAACAAGAUGAUGAAUGUCAAGUACUGGAUAUGAACUUCAUUGAUCCCUUUAUUCCAAUUCAAGAAGAAGAUUCAGAUGAUCUUGAUACUGAAUCGCAAAGGCCAGACAUGAAAGUCGUUGAUCCCACUGUUGAUCCCAUUAUUUUGGUCCAAGGAGAAGAUUCAGACGUUGCUAGUGAAGAUUCUCAUCCGUUAUCUCGCAAUCGAAAGGCUGGAUAUUGUGAUGAUGCUGAAGUUGUUUAUAGUUUCCUUGAUACAAAUAAAAUUGGCGAGAUACAUUCCAUCUUUGAGGAAUCAAUGUAUACUCGUCAACCUACCAGAAGCUUUGGAACCAUCUUGGCUCGAGUAGACAGUGUUAGCACAUACAUUGUGAUAAAAACUCUUUUUGAUAGGGCUGUUGCAUCAUUCAAGGUUUAUAAAGAGACUACGGGUAGGAGCUCAAUGCAACAGCAGUUGGAAUCGUCAAAGCCAGAGUUAAAAAACUGGAAUACUCUUGGAGGAAGAGUUGAUAGAAAUAAAGAGAAUAAUGUGAUUCCUGCCAAGUGGACAUCACAUAAGAGACCUGUUGCUAGAACUGUUGCCCCUGCCCCUGCCCUGCCUUGUAUUGAAGUUUUCUUGGAUGAAGAAUGCUUAGGGUCGGAAGAGCUGGAAGACAUCAGCAGGUAUGGGUCAAAGGAAUUAUUUGUUGAUGAGAAAUGA